GGGGGUCUGGCAGCUCUCCAUACUUUGGGCAGGGCUCUGAGUCAGGACUACGCUGAUACAUGGGGACAUGCCCGUGGAGGCUCUGCAUCCCCAGACCCACCCCGGAACUAGACUGGACCAGAACACAACAUAGUCACAGCCGUGUUAACACACAACAUGGUAACGUGUCCCGCUCUGCAACUGGACCAGACCACAGCAAUCGGGGCAGCCCUAUGUCUCCGGACACAGCACCGUAACAGGAUGAGAACAUGCUGAUUCAGACAUGGCCAUAUGGCCCAGAACAUGGCAAUGCCACGGCUCACUGGAGCUGGACCAGGACACAGCACCGUGACAAAACAUGGCAAUGUAAUCUUGAGCUGGGACGGAACUAGAAAAGGGUGACCUGGCUGCAGCCACCUGACCCAUAACAUAAUGGCACAACCCCACACUGGAACUGGACUAGCCCAGACCAUGGCAACCUGGUCACAGCCACGUGACAUGGCAUCACAACCCCAUGCCAGAACUGGAUUGAAACGGUGACUCAGCCACAACCACAUGAACCUUAACAUGGCAAGGCAAUCCGGAUCCAGAAGUGGAUGGAAUAUAGCAAUCCAGUCACAUGCAACCCCCACGCUGGAAUGGGAUCGAAACACAAUGACCUGGUCACAGCCAUGCAACCCAUAGCACGGCAACGCAACCCUGUGUUAGAACUGAACCGGAACACCCCAACUCGGUCACAGCCACAUGAUCAACAACAUGGCAACACAAACCUUUGUUGGAACUGGACCAGAACAAAGUUACAUGGUUACAGCCAUAACAUGGCAACACAAUCCUGCAUUGGAACUGCACCAGAAGAUGGUGAGGCAGCCACAACUAGGGAACCCAUAAUGUGGCAACGCAGUUUUGGGACAGAGCUGGACUGGAACAUGGUGGUGCAGUCACAGCUCCACAGGAACCUGUAAAAUGGCACUGCAACCCUAAACCAAAACACAGUGACAGCCACUCAGAUGUAGCUUGUAACAUACCAACACAAUACAGCCCUGAGCUGGAACCGGACCAGAACAUGGCGACAGUCACACAGCCAGGCAGCCCUGAUGCAUAACAAGCCUAGAACAUGGUGAUUUGUGUCAUAACGUCGUGUUGGCACCUUUGAGCCAGCAUAGGCGAAGGAUGUGUCCCUGAGAAGGUGCUGAGAAGACAGUCUACUGCUGACGGCCCUGUGUCUCCAGGAAAGGGGCAGAAAUUAAAAAUGUCAAAAGUCACUACAGAGCUUCUUUUGGAAAGAGCAGUUCCAAGAUCUACUAGGCUACGAAAGAUUGAGACUCUGAACUUAUCCAAGCUGCAGUUAAAGACUGGAGACUUGGACCCCCGGUUGUUUUCCCGUCUGAGACAUCUGCAAAAUCUCGAUCUCUCUGAUAAUCUGUUGGACAAGCUACCUGCUAAUCUAAGCCUGCCAGACCUGCGUGUCCUAAACUGCAGUAACAACCAACUGGAAGAUGUGACUGUCCUGAAGCAGUUCCCACUGCUGGAGGAGCUAAACUAUGAAAACAAUGUGUACCUGACAACCAAUGAUGACUAUAAGGUCAUGUUUCUUUUACAAAAUCUUCGGCUACUCAAUGGCAAGGAUGUCACCAAAUUAGCUAAUCAUGUGAGAGUUGUCAACAGCCGAGAGCUGACCAGCAAGGUCACAGCUCACUGGGAGAGACACUUCCGGAGCCAACUCCCUGAGAAGUAUUCAGCCGAGCACGUGAAGUUCCUCAGGAGAAAGUUUCUGAAGUCUGCACAAACCCAGGUCAUAUACGGACCCAGCUCCCUUGGUGAAUUUACCCGAUGGAGGGUGAAAAUGAUUGCAGAGGAGUUGCUGGCAUCCAUGCUGGGACAGGAAGAGAACACAAAUCCUGAAACACAAGAAAGGGUGGAAGAUAAUGAGGAGGAGACUACAGAAAACGCCAGGGAGGUGGGAGAUGAUGAUAUUGCGCAGGUCACAUUAAUCCCCAGCAAGAGAAGAGGGACUCACUCAACAGCGGGAUCCGUGAGCAAAAGGCCACGGUCCCAGUGUAACACUGAGGAGGAAGUGGUGCUUAGUCCCAGAAAGUCCGGCCAUUCACAGGAUGAGCCGACUCCCGAUAGACCAAGAGCAUCGAACCAACAGACCAAGGUGGCCGAAGAGACUCACAGGAAUGGAGAACAGCCUCCGAAAGGACAAAGCCACGGAAGAUCCAGCCAGUUGACAGAGGAGCAGAAAAGCCAGGAGCAGGACAAAAGGGUUCUGACCAUAACCCCGGUCAAGAACCUAGAAGACAAGGAAGUUAUCAGUUUGGAGCCAUUGCAUUUUCUUCAGUGUCACAGUAAAGGCAACAGCCGGGAGGAUUUUAAAACGCAGCUCUGGUCCUGUGUCUUCGAGCCGCCAUUGGAUUCUGGGGCGAGGAAAGACCCUGUAGUGAGCACCUCCAGAACCAUGGCCACAUGUGGAGGGGAAUCUGUUUGUCUUAUCGACUGUGAGACCGGAAUCGUGCUGAAAAAGUAUAAAGUUCCUGCGGAGGAGUUUUUCACCGUUGCAUGGACAACUCUGACCAUGGUAACUAAUGACGGUCGGAAAAAAAAACAUAAUAUCCUGGCUGCAGCUGGGAGAAGAGGAAUUGUAAAGCUAAUUCAUGUAUCGGCUGAUUUCUGCUACGGAGAGAUUAAGGCUCACAAAAAGCCCAUUGCUACAGCCUGCUUCAGCCCAAGCUGCGAGACACACCUCUUUACUGCAUCCUAUGACAAAAGAAUUGGCCUCUGGGAUAUUGGGGUUCCGGAUUGUGACUACAACUUCAAAGCAAGCCAACUGAUGGUGCUGGAAGUUGCCUCUAUUCCAUUACGGAUUGCCCUGGUCCCAUCCUGCCCAGAUCAGUUCCUGCUGGCUGGUUGUGAAGAAGGUUGUUUUGCUUGGGAUAUUAGACUGGACAAGCCACAGAAGAGCAGGCCUUUUGAAGUGGCGUUCCAGUUUCCUAAUGAUAAAGGAGAAGCAACAGCUUCCCACAGAGUGGAUGGAUUGGCUUUUUUGAACAAGGAUGUUGUGGUUUCUAAGAGUUCUAAGACAGGGUCUAUCUACUUAUGGAGCUGGAGUCAGUCAUUUGAGGCACAGGGGAAAUCAUGUCAGAGAACACGACCUGCGCUUAUUUUAGCUGAACUGGAGUGGUCUACGACAGACCUGCCCUACCUUACCCUCAGCACCUGUCCAGCUGCAGAGUCUGUGUUCUGUGGUGAUGAGAAGGGAAGCGUGUGGAUGUACAAUCUCAGCAAGCACUCUUCAGCCUGGAGGGCCUCCAAGGGAAAACGCUCAGAGAGCAGAAUAGCUCCCACACAGAUUCUCGAGUGGCCAGAGCUGCGAGCAAAUGGGGAGCUGCUGACUGAAGUCUUAAUAAACAACGUGGUGACAGACCCUACUUUCACUUACCUGAUUGCUUUAACUGGCGUAAAUAUAGCAGCAGUAUGGAAGAAAACAUAGCUUGUUCUUUAUGGAAAAUUUCAUUCCUGUGAUGUUUUGAAAUAGUGCAGUAUUAGUGAUUGUUUCCAAGAGUAACCAUGAAGUUUUCUAAACCAGCCCUUAUCAUGCAAGAGAGAAAACGCAAAGGGACUUGGCACACAUGCUGUCAUUGACAAUGCCUAGUUUCUUUUACUGUGAGUUUUCACAAUGUGUAUUUGUUUUAUAGAAAUGAUACUUAAUAAAAUGUAAUACCUGGUAA
Gopherus flavomarginatus (Mexican gopher tortoise) is the source of this 3707-nucleotide messenger RNA. It is a transcript of the gene LRWD1, whose product is annotated as leucine rich repeats and WD repeat domain containing 1. Gene Ontology annotation, biological process: chromatin organization; establishment of protein localization to chromatin. Gene Ontology annotation, cellular component: nuclear origin of replication recognition complex. The transcript has 16 exons. NCBI's taxonomy places the organism in Eukaryota, Metazoa, Chordata, Testudines, Testudinidae. The record is from RefSeq and is a predicted model, not a curated record. The coding region runs from base 1229 to 3469 and encodes 746 amino acids. Gene Ontology annotation, molecular function: protein binding; chromatin binding.